Perca flavescens (yellow perch) is the source of this 1954-nucleotide messenger RNA. RefSeq names its product specifically androgen-regulated gene protein. The coding region runs from base 324 to 1703 and encodes 459 amino acids. Lineage: Eukaryota; Metazoa; Chordata; Actinopteri; Perciformes; Percidae. The transcript is spliced from 4 exons. The record is from RefSeq and is a predicted model, not a curated record.
CAUUUCCUUUUACAGUAUAGAAACGACUUACUUUUUGAAUAACGGCGCGGAGAGAGUUGCAAACAGGAGAUAAUGAUUAGCAGAUUACUGCAGUUGUAGGACGACAAAGGCUCGUGCGUCUUAAGGACAAUGCUGCUCUCCGAUUGGCUAAAAGCUUAGGGCACAAAGUCCCUCAGGUAACACAGAGCCGGCGGCUCACUAACCCGCGUCUUCACUUGGACAAUAAGCACAAGAUGGAUAACUAAAGACUAAUGAACGGUGAUUCAAACAGAGUGAAACACAACAAUCUGUGCCACCAACCUUGGAUACACUAGGGCACUAAGAUGCCAAAAAGCGAUACCUGGCCAGGUGGCACUGGAUUAGAGACGAUGACUGGCAUGGACAGUGCUGGCAGCUGUGACAGUGUUGUCAGCGCCAAUUCUGCCUUUAGUGAUGAUAGUCUGGAGCACCUGUCUGCUGAAGAGAAGGCCUGUCUCAUGUUUUUGGAGGAGACUAUUGAGUCUUUGGAUACUGAGGAAGAUAGUGGACUGUCCAAUGACGAACCUGACCAACUGCCCAGCCCUGGCAACCUUGCUACCAAACGGGCUAACCUGUCAGCCUCCAUGAGCAAAAGCAAGCUCAACAGUUCACAGAAACAUGCCUCUGCGGAACACAAGAAGGAAAAUGUUGACACCAAACUCAUGCUGAGCUACCUGGUUCCUACACCUUUUGUUCUGGCGAGCAGUGCUCCAUGUUCUGUACCCAGUGCUAAGUUGAGUGUCCCUCCAGACAAAAACAUCAGCUCUAAGCCUCACUUCACUGCUUCAAGCAACAAACCCGAUCACAAACACAACCAAGUACCUUUAAAGGUUAAUGUUGUGAUACCUCCUCCCACCAAACCCAGGGACUACUCAGUUAGGACAGCUGAAGGUUUACCCAGAGGUCCUCUGUCCUAUGAGGCACUUGUUCAUCUGCGAAGAAGUGCGUCCACUAAGAAAACGCCUCUAUGUCCCACAAUUGAUCAUACAAUAGAGUUGGACAAGCACCUUCCUGUCACAGUGGAAGACCCAAAACUCGGAAAUCUGCCAAGAUUUGACAGAUCCCACUCAGAGGCUUUUAAGUCUAAGACAGGUCCUCCGGUUGUGGCCCCCAAACCAAAAAAGAUUCCUGCCAACAUAUCUGUGAAAACACAAAAUGAAGCAUCCACAACAGCAGACUCUUUACACAAUGUGAAGAAUGCAACAGAUCCCCAGGUCGUGAGACUGGAAGCUUUGCAGAAGCUGGGUCUCCUCAAAGACCAACCGCCAGAUGUUGAGACAGUAGCCCUGCUGUCUCCCCCUAAGUCUCACUCCUCUCUGGACCACACACACAACAGAUCUACAAUAGGUCCAUCUAAUGUUAAUCCAUCAAGAAGUCCAUCGUUUUGUCAUUCUAAAGUGCCCACAGAGCCCAAAAACAAGCCUCUGCAGAACAGUGCCAGUUUCCAUCACUACUCCAGACGUGACCAACAGCAUGUGUCUGUACCACAUCCGUCUCAAUCCAGUGGACUGAAGGCACCUGGUCUGGAGCGCUCUGCUACACUGGACAACCACAGAAACGGUGGAAACUGUCAGCCUGUACCCCGCAAACCCGCAAACUCAGUGGGAUACACGGUGAUGGUGGUGCCUGGGAUGGGAGCCGAUCGAAAAGAAGCACUCCGAAAGCUUGGACUGCUCAAAGACUAAAACAGGUAAACAGCAGUCUGCCUGCCAGAGUACCAUCCUCUUAAAGAGAGUUAAAGCAUUAAGUGGGAACUUGGCACCUUGGCAAACUAAAGCAGAAGAGGAUGAAGAGAGGAGGACAAAUUUAAAGGGCCAGACCAGCACUUUUAAUAUAGGUUUUAAUACAGGGGACUGGACUUACUCCGAUUCUCCACUGGGCACGGUGUGCUGCGUUAAGGUUUUGUUCUGUUCACGCCAUGCGCCAUACCACACCG